Pseudonaja textilis is the source of this 1963-nucleotide messenger RNA. It is a transcript of the gene MAEA, whose product is annotated as macrophage erythroblast attacher, E3 ubiquitin ligase. The record is from RefSeq and is a predicted model, not a curated record. Gene Ontology annotation, molecular function: protein binding; ubiquitin protein ligase activity. Lineage: Eukaryota; Metazoa; Chordata; Lepidosauria; Squamata; Elapidae. Gene Ontology annotation, cellular component: nucleus; GID complex; cytoplasm. Gene Ontology annotation, biological process: proteasome-mediated ubiquitin-dependent protein catabolic process.
GCGGGGGCUGCUGGGAGAGGCCGGAAGCGGCGCUGUUGCCGCGGCGGCGGCGGCGGCGGCGGCGGUUCCAAGAUGGCGGUGCAGGAGUCGGCGGCGCAGCUCUCCAUGACGCUGAAGGUGCAGGAGUACCCCACGCUCAAGGUACCUUACGAAACGUUGAACAAACGGUUCCGGGCUGCUCAGAAGAACAUCGAUCGGGAAACCAGCCACGUGACCAUGGUGGUGGCCGAGCUGGAGAAGACCCUGAGCAGCUGCCCAGCUGUGGAUUCGGUGGUCAGUCUCCUGGACGGAGUGGUGGAAAAACUCAGCGUCCUGAAACGGAAGGCCGUCGAGUCGAUCCAGGCGGAGGACGAGAGCGCGAAACUAUGCAAACGCAGAAUCGAGCAUCUUAAAGAACACAGCAGCGACCAGCCUGCGGCCGCCAACAUGUGGAAGAAAAAACGGAUGGACCGCAUGAUGGUGGAACAUCUCCUGCGGUGUGGCUAUUACAACACUGCUGUGAAAUUAGCCAGGCAGAGCGGCAUUGAGGACUUGGUAAAUAUCGAGAUGUUCCUAACUGCCAAAGAAGUAGAAGAAUCCUUGGAAAGACAAGAAACCAUGACCUGUUUAGCUUGGUGCCAUGAUAACAAGUCUAGGCUCAGGAAAAUGAAGAGUUGUCUGGAAUUCAGUCUAAGGAUUCAGGAGUUCAUAGAGCUUAUUCGACAGAACAAGAGACUGGAUGCUGUAAGACACGCACGGAAGCAUUUCAGCCAGGCCGAAGGGAGCCAGCUGGACGAAGUGCGGCAGGUGAUGGGGAUGUUAGCCUUUCCUUCGGAUACUCACAUCUCCCCUUACAAGGAUCUCCUGGACCCUGCUCGGUGGAGGAUGCUCAUCCAGCAGUUUAGAUACGAUAACUACAGGUUGCAUCAGCUGGGGAAUAACUCCGUCUUUACCAUAACACUCCAGGCUGGCCUGUCUGCCAUAAAAACACCACAGUGUUACAAAGAGGACGGCACUUCCAAAAACCCCGACUGUCCGGUGUGUAGCAAAUCCCUCAAUAAGCUGGCUCAGCCCCUGCCUAUGGCCCACUGUGCCAACUCCCGGCUAGUCUGCAAGAUUUCAGGAGACGUGAUGAAUGAGAACAACCCCCCUAUGAUGCUCCCCAACGGAUACGUCUACGGAUACAACUCCUUGCUUUCUGUUCGUCAGGAUGACAGAGUCGUUUGCCCGCGAACCAAAGAGGUCUUCAGUUUCUCCCAGGCCGAGAAAGUCUUCAUUAUGUAAAAAAAAAAAAAAAAGGGGGGGGGGGCCUUUCUCACGCGCAAACGAAGUGCCACCGGAUUUUGACACGAUUUAUUCGAGCCGUGCGCGCCCUGUAAACCAGAGAUCUUGGGGAGUAAACGCGCGGCAGAGAAAAGCUGCGACUCGGGAGGGACGGGACGGGGUGGGGAAACGGAGGCUUCGUUGGUGGCAUUUCUUUUCUUUCUCCUUGCGACCAAAGAUCCGUGAGCAAAAAAAAAAAAAGAGAAACCAACACAACACACUCUUGAGAAAAAGCGAGGAAGUGCGACUCAAGUUAACAAAAAGAAAAAAGAAAAAGAGUUGCACUCGGAGGGAACAAAUUUUGAAUGUUUGGAUUUUUGUAAGCCCAAUUGGGUUUUUUUUGUUUUGUUUUUUUCCCCACUCAAAUACUCAUCCAGGGGAAGCAGCUUACUCAAACCAGGUCAUUUUCCCAUGUGAGAGAGAGAGAGAGAGAGAAAUAACUUUAGAUCUCAAAGGUUCUACCUGUGUGUGAAAUAUUGUAUGAUUUAAAGGUGACACAAUAUGCAAAGCUACCAGAAGACGCACCCGAGGGCUGGUUUCAGCUUUCAGGUGCGUAUCCGUCUGGUGUCUUUCGGGACCCACAUGCCACGCAAGCCACUUUCCCCUUCCAAUGUGUGGUGGUGUCACCAACUGGAAGCACGCACCCAGCUGUGCAAAAAAA